GCUGCAUCUCUUCCCAACCCUGUGCUACAGCUGGAAAUCUGAUAUAAUAAACUCUUCAUCAAUAAUGAGUAGAGGGAUGCAAUCAGCAAGAAGACAUUCCCAACAAUCAAUCCAUCAACUGGAGAGAUCAUCACUCACGUGGCUGAAGGUGAUAAGGCAGAUGUAGACUUGGCUGUGAAAGUUGCCCGGGAGAUCUUUCAGCUGGGGUCACUAUAGCGACAGCUAUGGAUGCUUCUCAGAGGGGCCUUUUACUUUACCACCUAGUUGACCUGGUAGAGAGAGAUCGCAUCUACCUGGCUUCACUAGAGACCCUGGACAGUAGCAAGCCUUUCCAAGAUUUACAUAUCAUAGGCCUUAAUGAAGCCAUUAAUGUGUAUUGGUACUUUGCGGGUUGGGCAGACAAAUACCAUGGAAAGGCUAUCCCUACAGAUGGAGAACACGUCAGCUACACAAGGCAUGAGCCAAUUGGGGUGUGUGGCCAGAUUGUUCCAUAGAACUUCACAUUGGCCUUGCAAAGCUGGAAACUUGGCACAGCCCUUGCCACCGGCAAUACCGUCAUCAUGAAGUUGGCCGAACAGACCUCUCUCACUGGCUUGUACAUUGCCUCCUUGGUCAAAGAAGCUGGCUUUCCUCCUGGCGUUGUAAACAUCAUCACAGGUUAUGGGCCUACCGCAGGGGCUGCUGUGGCCCAACACACGGACAUUGAUAAAGUGGCCUUUACUGGUUCUACAGAGGUUGGGCACCUGAUCAAGAAGGCAGCAGCAGAGUCUAACCUGAAUCUCGGUGGGAAAAGCCCCAGUAUCGCCCUGGCAGACUCAGACAUAAGUUUUGCUGUGGAUCAGUGCCAUGAAGCACUCUUCUUCAGUAAGGGUCAGUGUUGUUGUGCAGGUUCUCGGAUCUUUGUGGAAGACUCAAUCUAUGAUGAAUUUCUUGAAAGGUCUGUAGAAAAAGCCAAGCAGAGGAAAGUUGGGAAUCCCUUUGACCUUGAGCAGCAAGGGCCCCAGGUAGACAAGAAACAAUUUGAAAAGGUUCUGAAUUACAUCCAAGUAGGCCAGAAAGAAGGUGCUAAGAUAAUGUGUGGGGGAGAGCACUUUGGGGAGAAGGGCUUCUUCAUCAAGCCCACUGUCUUUGCCAAUGUAUGAGACAACAUGAGGAUUGCCAAGGAGGAGAUCUCUGGGCCUGUGCAGCCCCUGUUCAGGUUCAAAAAGAUCAGUGAGGUUAUUAAGAGGGCCAACAAUACCAAGUAUGGGUUAGCAGCGGGAAUCUUUACCAGGGACCUGGUCAAAGUUAUGUAUUUGACCCAAGCCCUGCAAGCUGGAACAGUGUGGGUCAAUACCUUUAACAUUGUAACAGGACACACUCCUUUUGGAGGCUUCAAGGAAUCUGGAAAUGGAAGAGAGCUAGGGGAAGAUGGUCUCAAAGAAUAUGUGGAGAUAAAGACUGUAACAAUUAAAAUUCCUCAGAAAAAUUCAUGA
Messenger RNA from Vombatus ursinus (common wombat), 1475 nucleotides. It is a transcript of the gene ALDH1B1, whose product is annotated as aldehyde dehydrogenase 1 family member B1. The record is from RefSeq and is a predicted model, not a curated record. NCBI's taxonomy places the organism in Eukaryota, Metazoa, Chordata, Mammalia, Diprotodontia, Vombatidae. Gene Ontology annotation, molecular function: aldehyde dehydrogenase (NAD+) activity.